This is a messenger RNA of Episyrphus balteatus (marmalade hoverfly), 4256 nucleotides long. RefSeq lists its product as uncharacterized. Lineage: Eukaryota; Metazoa; Arthropoda; Insecta; Diptera; Syrphidae. The coding region runs from base 116 to 4138 and encodes 1340 amino acids. The record is from RefSeq and is a predicted model, not a curated record. The transcript has 3 exons.
AAAACGCGUUCGUGAACAAGAAGUAGCCGGUUGUGGCUACACUCUCUCGGCGUGUAAGGUUUUUGUCGGUAUGAUAAACAAGUGAUACACCCUGUUAGAGUUCUUAAUAACAAAGAUGGCUGCAUCAAUAUAUGCAACCCCACCACCCGAUUUGAGUAGCGAGGACACAGCACUUAGUGAUGCAUCAAAUUCAUCACAUUUGAGUAAUACAAGUUCCCACCAUAGCAGUUCAAAACACUCGACAUCGCGUGAAGGAACAUCGUCGAAUGGUGGCGAACGCAGAGCAUCAUCAGGUGGCGGUGGCGGAAGAGAAACAACAGAAAGAAUAGGAUUAGGAGGAAAUAACAGUAGUAGUAGUAAAAAACAUCAUCACCAUAAGAGAAGUAUUGCUGACGUUUUAAUGGGUCAUAAUCAAGCAUUAAUGGCACAAGCACUCACAUCAUCUAGUUCAGCAUUAUUGGAUGCCCUACAAUUUGAUCAGUCAAAGAAGAGACGAAAACAAACGACACCCAUACGAUUGGCGGCGUUAAAUUUGAGUGCCAAAAUUGGAGAAGGUGGUGACCAGAAUAUGGAUAAUGCAAAUGAAGACUAUGAAGAUAAAUUGACGAAAAUAUUUCUUCCCAAACUCGUUGGUCAAUUGAAUCCAUUCGAGUUGUUACAAAGAAACAUAUCACCACUGGAGAAUUUCCAGGAAAAUACAAGCAAACCUAAAAGUCCCGAAAGGGAAGAGAAAAAUCAGCUUCAACAACAGCAAGAAUCAGACGCAAUGGCAAAUUAUUCUCAGAUAUUCUGCAAGGAAUGUGGUGAGAAUUUCGACUCGGACUUGAGGCUAAGGUUUCAUAUUAUGCAAGAACAUGCCCCCGGUAGCCAACAACAAUAUGAUGGCAGGAGGAAUUUGUCUGAUGAACAGCAAACCAUUGACAUGCUUUCAUCAGUGAAAGUGAAACUUGAAAGAAAUGAUGAAGAUGAAAUGACAUCGCCCAUGCAAGACAGUCGGGCUUCACAAAAACCCGAACAAUGGAUGUCAUCAAUGCCUGCUUUGGGAUUUCCAUUUCCUCCAGAGGCAGCAGCAGCUGCUGCUUUCUCCAGUGGAUACCUGUCACAGCUUCCACUUUUAGGAGUUCCCUCAGGUUUUCCAUCUGUGGAUGGCUUGACCCGCCCUCCAUUGAGAAUAUUUAAUCCCGAGGCUUAUUGUGAUCUUUGCAAUAAGGAAUUUUGCAAUAAGUACUUCCUCAAGACACACAAAGCCAACAAACAUGGAAUUUACGAUCCCACAUGCACUUCCACAGAUUCGGGAAUGACAAAUGCCCCUUCCAUGGGAGCCAUGAGUCAAGUUUUUCACCUUCAGUUGCAACAACAACAGCAAAUGGAACAAGCAGCACAGUUUCAAGCUGCCCAACAGCAACAACAACAACAACAGCAGCAACAGCAACAACAGCAACAGAUACAACAACAACAGCAACAACUACAACCACAGCAAAUAGCUCCACCAGCUCCCAUGAUCCCAUGCGAUGUUUGCUCGAAGAAAUUCACCAAUAUUUUCGCCAUGAAACGGCAUCGUACCAAAACUCAUGAAGUUCCACCACCCACUUCCAUAAAUCCACCAAACAUCACCACCACCACAACCAUCUCUACUGCCAGUUCAAGUCCCCAAGAAAUGAAAUACGAUACCGAAACAGUAACUACCCCAUCACAGGGGAAUUCCAUCAAUGACAAGGAUAACAUCCUCCCAGAGAACAAGGACACUUCAGCGUCCGCCUCGUUAUCGGGUAAUCUCCAUUUGCCAGAGGGCUUUAGAGAAGAUUUUCAAGUUGAACAAGAAGAUGUAUCCUUCACCCCACAGCCACGUAAGCUGUCACCCUCAUCACAGCAACAAGCCCGAGAAUCAAAUUUCUCCUUCGACAAGCUCAAGCGAUUAGGUGUAUUAAAUCCAGAGGCAUUUUGCGAUCUAUGUUGCAAGGAGUAUUGCAAUAAAUAUUUCCUUAGGACACACAAAUGGAAGCGACACGGAAUCUUUGUGCCACCAGAUGAUGCCAAAGAUGAUAUCAAAAUGCAGUGGCCAUUCUUUGCCAUGCAAACAACUCCUCUCAAUCUGAUGAUGGCCAAUGAGAAACUCAUGGAACAAAAGAUUCGUUCGUCCAUGGAAGGUAUGGAAAAGGACUCGGCCAAACGGUUGAAGUUCGAUAUGGAUAAUAAAACAUUGAAUGGUCAAGUUGAGAAAGAUAAUGGCCUCUCGCCACCUGGUGAGUCAUCAACCGACCAAAUGACACCACAACAACAAAGUGACUCUGAAGCUGUAGGUCUGAAUCUGCAAAAGCUCCAGUCGAUGAUUAUGCAACUGAACGAUCUCAAUUGCAAACGUCCAGUUCCUUGUAAUUUCUGUGGAAAGGAAAUGGAAAACCAGUACGUUUUGCAUGCCCACAUAGCCACAGAACACUCCAUGAUGGACAACAACAAUGGAAGCAAUCCUCCACCUUUCAUGGGAAUUAAGCUUUCUCCCGCUUCAUCUCCAUCGGCUAUGCAGGGAAUGUCACCUAGUGAAGUUUGCAAGCAGUGUGAUAGGGAAUUCUCCAAUCUUUUUGAAUUAAAACAACAUAUCGCUGAGGCUCAUCCUUUGUCCGGCAGUCUUAGCAACAAUAGCCCACUACGGGAUGGCUUUGUCACUCCUGAGCGACCGAUUAAUGCCAGCUCUAGUGGCCCAACAACACCUGGGAUCGCUGCUGGCCAAAUCGAUCGAACUCGUGCUCCAUACACUAUCACACCAACCAGCAGCUAUUGUGAGAUCUGCAAUAAGGAACUUUGCAACAAAUAUUUCAUGAAGACACACAUGCAACGCAUGCAUGGCAUUGAAAUUGAAAAUGGCGCCCAAAUCGGAGGAGUUGUCUGCAACAUUUGCAACAAAGAACUUUGCAGCAAGUACUUUCUGCGAGUUCACAAACACAACACGCACGGCAUUGUCGAUGAAGGCUCUCCUCUGCCUCAAUCUCGGCAGAGCAAUGGCAUAGAGAUGCCACAAGAUAACCCCGAUAUGGUCAACAGUUCCUUCCCCGGUGACUCUAAAGCAGCUGAUUUAGCAGGAGUCGAUUUCAACACCAGAUACUUUACCCACUAUACUGAAGUGUGUCCGCUUUGUAGUCGGCGAUUCCGUAGUGCAAAAUGGCUACGAGCUCAUUUGAUGAGCGAUCAUGGCCCAUCUGGAGUGGAUAAGCUUCGUGAAAUGGAAUUACAGCUUGGAGCUGCUUUUAGUAAACCAACGAGUCCAACUUUGAAAAUUCCAAAUGGAAACAGCAUGCCUCAGCAAAACCCCCUUAACAAUAUCAAUUCGAAUCUCUUGGUGAAGAAUCCUUUCCCAGGGAUCUUCGGUGCAGAAAAUCCACUUCAGUCACCGCGAUUCAAAGAAUAUCAGUGUUCACUUUGCUCAUUCUCCACACCGUAUUAUGCGUUCCUAUUCAUCCACGAGCGAUCACAUUCAAUUCUAAGUGGAACACCAUCGGCUCCAUCUGUGCCAGCCACAUCGCCACCAGAUGCUCCCAUCAAAUCUGAAACAGCGGUCUCAAUAGCCAAAGAGAUUACCAAUACUGCUGAUGUUGCUGGAAAUAACCAGACAACAAAUUCAACUACAAAAACUGCUGUGUCCUCGUCAUCUUCGUCAUCCUCUUCAACGUCUUCGGGGGGAACUCCGACAACAACACCAGCCUCAACACCGGUACCGCAAACACCACAAGAAACUGCCAAACGAGAUACACCAUCAGCGGUGCCGACACCAAUAGUGUCGUGUCCAAAAACGAAUCUAGCAACUUCUGUGCCCGCAACAUCAUCUCCAUUAGCAACAUCAACAAUUACAACAACAUCAACAUCAUCAUUUUCAUCAUUUAACUUCGAUGUCAAUGUUUUGCAAGAAGUCGCAAAUAAGUCUAACCGACCGGUAGCUUAUGCAGUUCCUCAGGAUCAAAACGGAACCUUUGUUGCUAGCAACGAAUUGAUGCAGUCUUUUUAUGUUCAUGAGAACCCAACAUUAGAGGGUAAUAACGAUGGAUCAUCGAAUAACAACAGGUUUGUCCCAGCUCUUAUAUAUUUACCAGUUAGGGAACGUAUUUCAGGUCCAAUUACUGUGUCAUUUACUUUGACACCAGCAUAAAUUUCUUAAUUUUUUCUAUAAUUUUUUUAAUUUGUAGAAAUAUGUCAUAAACAAAUGUUGCCAGAUGGGUUUUUUUUAUUCUUUUUUAACAAAUCUUCUUAAAAUUCAAAUAAAUAAA